This is a messenger RNA of Penicillium atrosanguineum, 1047 nucleotides long. RefSeq names its product class I SAM-dependent methyltransferase. Lineage: Eukaryota; Fungi; Ascomycota; Eurotiomycetes; Eurotiales; Aspergillaceae. Gene Ontology annotation, molecular function: methyltransferase activity. The transcript is spliced from 7 exons. The annotation marks the transcript as partial. The record is from RefSeq and is a predicted model, not a curated record.
AGCCCAGAUUCACAAACGGAAGAAUUGCCCGGUGAACUUUUCGUUACCAUCACGGUCCAGGGCCGCGAGUACCAGAAGUAUUCAAUCGACAACCGGAUAUAUUUCGGACCAGUAGACGAUGAGGAAGCCCAACGUCUUGAUCAGCAGCAGCUAGUCUUCCAUCGCAUUUUCGACCACCGACUGAUCUUUCCGCCCAUCCGGCAUCUGCGAAGGGUACUGGACUGUGGCCAUGGCUCUGCACGCUGGGCUGUAGAAGUUGCCGAGCAGCACCCAGAUUGUCAGGUCAUUGGCGUAGACAUUGCCCCGCACAUGAACCCAGACGAUGUGCCCGAAAAUCUGUGGCUUCAGGUGAGGAAUGUUCUUAUUCUCGUUCUUUCGAUAUUUUCGUCCAAGAAGACACGAGUCGAGGGUGGUCAUGUUCACCACGGUGCCACUCGACUCUUAAGAGUCACCCACCCAUCACCACUCAUCAACAUGGUCGAUGAUUUGAACCGGCCAUUCACAUUCCCUGCGAACCACUUCGACCUUGUCCACUCUCGACUCGUUGCGACCGGCAUUGAUCGUAGCCGAUGGCCAGCCUACAUUAACGACAUUGUCAGAGUGUUGAAACCAGGAGGAUGGGUUCAGAUGAUCGAAAUUUACUUCAACGCACAGUCUGACAACGGCUCGCUCACGGAUGACCAUGCCUUGAGGAGAUGGAGUACUCAGUACAUGCGGGCAUUGGAAGACAGAAAGGACUUGCGAGUAGCAUCGAAGCUGCGGAAUCAUUUCCUGAAUUCGGGGUUGGUGGAGGUCGAUAGCAAGAUGAUUCAACUGCCUCUGUCGGCAUGGUCAAACGACCCCCGAAUGCGAGCCAUUGGGCGGUCCAACAGUGACAACAUCGAGGAACUCCUUCAAUCCUUAGCGCUAUACCCUCUCACACAACGGUUGCACAUGUCGGCGCAGAGCUUUGAUUUGCUGGUGGAACAAGCGCAGAGCGAGGCAAGAGAUCUUACCCUCAAAGCAUAUUUCCCAUUAUACGUUUGCAUCGGGCGAAAGCGGGCAUGA